UUAGAAAGAAGGAAAACAUUAACUGCGCAUUUAAACGGGUAAACGUAUUUCAGAAACACCAUAAUUUCUAAUUUAAAAUCAACCGUGGCUUUUGUACCGUUAAUCUUAUUUAUUAGGUAGACCUGAGAAAGCCGUCUGUAAUCAUGACCUUAGAGGAAACUUCAGAGGGUGAGCUCAGCCCCUCCAUAUCUAGAGCGGACCUGCUGGGUCAUGGACUGUGUGCCUCAUAUCUCCGAAGCGCCCCUGAUCUUCUGAAGCUAGACCAAAAUGAAGACUUAGAUCAUUCUAUUCGUAGGGGAUCACACAGCGUUAGUCCAGGGACAAACUUCAUUAUGCCACGAGCCUCCAGCCUCCAACCAAGGAGUCCCACCCAGGGUAGAGUAAAAAGAAAUAACACAGUUGGUCGGUCCCAGUCAAUGAAAACAACUAGAAGACUCCGAUGUUUAGAACCUAGCAACCGUUUCCGGCAGAGAGUAGCUAGCAUCCCAGUAGACAUGACCCCCCAACUGGAUUUUAACCUUAACACCCGGUCCUCCUCUGACCACUCUCUACUAUUAUUGCCCACUGAAGUUGGCGACUUCCAGCGGCUCAGGAACUUCUGUGUGACCUCCAAAGGAGUCAUAAAUAGAGGAGAUUCCUUUCGUUCCAAGUCACGAAUUACCCGCAAUAUCCUCCCAAUAGGAUCUCAACCUCCGCAUAACAAUACCACAAAAUCAAACUCGGUAGCAGAUAUGUUGCCGGUCCCUAAAACUCAGGAUGUUCCUCCUGUCAUUGUAACAGAGAGUGUACUCCACCGAGUGUUGAUCAUUGGUAGUCCAGAUGUAGGGAAAUCUUCACUCACUUCCCAGUUCUCUACAUCAGAGUACAUCUGUGCUUACGACACUUCGUUAGCUGAAGAAAAUGAGAAUUCAGUGAGUAUCAUCCUCAAUGGUCAAGAGACAGAACUAAUUUUUGUCGAGCAUUCGUUUUCGGACAAUAUGCCUCAAGUUUUCUCGACAACUUAUAAUAUCGACGCUUUCGCUGUGGUAUAUUCUGUGACUAACAAACGCAGCUUUCAACAAGCCAAGUCCUUACUCCAGCAGAUUUAUAAAAAUCCCAGUAACGGCUAUAAAGCUGUUGUCCUUGUCGGAAACAAGACGGACCUAGUGAGGCUGAGGGAAGUCACAAGUAACGAGGGCCGAACCGCAGCGACCUCAUGUAACUGUAAGUUUAUAGAAACUUCAGCGGGAAUAAACCACCACGUGGAUGAACUUCUGGUUGGCCUACUUACUCAGAUUCGGCUGAAAAUACAGCAACAAAAGGAAUCGAUCAGUGUGGAAAAAGCCAGAAGUCGCUCAUCUGAAAUUUCGUGUGGAAAGGUUAAAAGUUUUAUUAAACGGAUCUUACACAAAUCUUCAGCUAAAUCAAAAUCAUGUGAUAAUCUACAUGAUCUUUAAAAUAGAAUAACUGAAACGUUUUCUUCAUCUGUGAGAUGAGAACAAGUACGUUAUCGUACGAAACUGACUGGAAAAAUCUAGUCUACGUGUUAUAUCAGUAUAUUGAUUUAUUAGGAACUUCUGAUCAAAAAUAUAUUAAGAAAAACAGAACCUAAAAGUAACUAUACAUUAAUGAAACUUGUAUGUUAGACGAACGCGAACUUGUUAAUGUCGUAAACCAAUUCACCAUUCAAAUAAAACUAUAAUCAUUAGAAAACACUGAAUUAUCAAUUAGGUAUUCUUACCAUUAAUGACACUAUCGGACGUAAUCCUACUAGUGACUUUCAAAAUGUUCUCUGAUGUUAACUGUUACAAUAAGCAAAUAUGUUUAUUUUCACAGUAAUUAGGUCACUGUAAUGAAAAGUUAGUCAGUUUAUAACAUUAAUAGUCGACAAAUAUCGGGUAGAUGUACCUGUAAAGUUUCAUGUUUACUUCUGUCUAGCAGGUGUUAAGGCGUCAAUGUAUCGUAUCAUUUGAUUUCAGUCAGUAACAUCUGCAGAUGUGGCCGUGUAUGAAAACGAUGCAUCGUCAACAGUUGUUUGAUAUAUUAUAGCAAAAGUACCUACCUUUGCCGGGUUUCAAAAUUAGUGCCAUAAUGCCUAUUUUGAACCGUGCCACACGAAUCGUACGUCUUAUAUCAAGGUCUCCGAGCUACACUCGGGAUUAAACGUUACUUUCGUUUGGUGUCGGCUUCACGUAUAUUUUGCUACCGUCUCUUUGCUCAGUUGAGCCCUCAUUCGAAACAUUGAAAUGGCUGUUAAAUCGGAACUGUUCUUUUGAUCUAUUUCAACCCGACCUUCGGGCCGAGUUCCUCUACUAAACUUUAUUGAAACUGGUUCAGUUACCUCUUCACAACAACUUGUGACACAAUUUUUAUCCGUAUAUUAAAGUGUCACCACGGAACUGGACGUAACUGGAUGUUCUUUAACCUAGUCACUGGAAAACCCUAUUUGUCAGGCAAAGCUAUUCACCAGACUUUUAGAGACUGGAAAAAUUAUCGAGAAUUUCUAAUGGCUCUAACUACUAAUUUCCCUGAAAAGGGACCGAAGGCCGCCUGUAGGGGUCACCUGUUUUAACAACUUCCACCACUAUACAGUAGUGUGUUGUCUGUAAGUCAGUAAGUAGACACUAAAAUGACGUCACAUAAGGGACGCUUAACGUUGCAAUUUGUACUGUCGUGACGUCAGAAAACGUGGGCAUGCCAUGAAUCAAGAGAAGAAUUACGCAGGCUGUAGGCUACAACACAGCAUGAUAUAUGAACUUCAAAAGCAAGAAAUAAAAAUAUUUGUUACCUUAAUUUUGGUAUUAUUUUCUCUUGAAACAGAACACUUUAGGGGAACCUGCGGAAGUGCAUCUAAUAACUAAACGUACAGUGUUUCUCAUUACUUCCUUAAGUACUUCCAUUGGGCCAUGGCUUCCUUAACGACUAUUCAAAACAGUUAAAACAAGUCCACACCACCACACUACUGUCAUCACUCUCUGUGGUUGGGAGAAAAAUUCAUAUUAAAAAAUCAUUCAGAUUCAUCAAUCCAAAACAAAUAACAUUAGUGAAGUUUGUCACAUCUCUAUCCAAAUACCUAGAACUCUUGCUCUCGUAUUCUAAAAAAUAUCAACCCCAAAACAAAUAACAUUAGUGAAGUUUGUCACAUCUCUAUCCAAAUACCUAGAACUCUUGCUCUCGUAUUCUAAAAAAUAUCAACCCCAAAACAAAUAACAUUAGUGAAGUUUGUCACAUCUCUAUCCAAAUACCUAGAACUCUUGCUCUCAUAUUCUAAAAAAUAUCAACCCUAAAACAAAUAACAUUAGUGAAGUUUGUCACAUCUCUAUCCAAAUACCUAGAACUCUUGCUCUCAUAUUCUAAAAAAUAUCAACCCUAAAGCAAAGAGAAGAAGAAGAAGAGGUUGUCACCACUAUUGGAACUUCGAAAUACUUUAAGAUUAAGUUUGACUCAUUCCCUCUCUAAUUUCGAAAUAUAUAGAUAAAAAACCAGAAAAUAAAAAUGUUGAUGAAAAACAACCGAAUCUCAUAUGGUGAAGUGGUUGGUAUUACCACGUGCUUAACAAGCGUGUGGUAAUUUUAAUAUGAACCCUCCUUAUGUGCCAGGGACGUAGCUGAGGCUUAAUUGUAAUCCACUGUUUGUCUGGUUAUUUCGAUAGUUUCCUUUAUGUAGAACCCCCCCCCCCCCUUACAUGUAGCAGAAGUUCAGAUAUUAAAAAAUGUAAACUAUCCCUUAUCUAUACGUAUGUAAUGAUUUCAAGACUCUACUUUUAGCAUGAAACAUUAAUUGUACUUAGAACAUAUGCGUUUUGACUGUGGUUUUGUGUUUUUGUAAAGUAUUGUAGUUUCUUAAUAUUCAUUUGUUGUUGGUUGUUUAAUAAUAAUGCAGUUAAUUUUUGGACUUACUAUUAACUGUUUGUAGAUCUUCAAAUUAAAAAUUUCUAAGGAAAAACAUGAGUGUUAAACAAUGUGCUUUUAAAUAACGAAAUCUUAGUCUUUAUUUCUACCUCUUCGUCAGUUUUUUCUUUUUACUUGUAACAAUAAUACAUUUGUUAGAGUAUCUAAAGCAUCCUUGAUCUAAUAUAUCCUCUCAAAGUAAAUAUUUUGUGUAUUUGUAAGUUGUGCUGA
Limulus polyphemus (Atlantic horseshoe crab) is the source of this 4100-nucleotide messenger RNA. RefSeq lists its product as uncharacterized. NCBI's taxonomy places the organism in Eukaryota, Metazoa, Arthropoda, Merostomata, Xiphosura, Limulidae. Gene Ontology annotation, molecular function: calcium channel regulator activity; GTPase activity; GTP binding. The transcript has 4 exons. Gene Ontology annotation, cellular component: plasma membrane. The record is from RefSeq and is a predicted model, not a curated record. Bases 144 to 1436 code for a protein of 430 amino acids.